Molecule: messenger RNA, 1717 nt
Organism: Erythranthe guttata (spotted monkey flower)
Lineage: Eukaryota; Viridiplantae; Streptophyta; Magnoliopsida; Lamiales; Phrymaceae
Product: FMN-linked oxidoreductases superfamily protein
Biological process (GO): tRNA processing
Molecular function (GO): tRNA dihydrouridine synthase activity; flavin adenine dinucleotide binding
Source: RefSeq, a predicted model, not a curated record
UUAAAAGUUAAAACUUUUUUAACCUAAUAACCACUCGCGCUUAAACUACACACGAUUCAGGGCUUAUUCCAACCCAAAACCCCUAAUUACACCACCACUCAAAACUUAUACGGCGGCGGUUCGAAUCUCCGCCGUCGCCACCUCCUCCGGCACCGCCUUCGCCACCUCCUCCGGCACCGCCUUCAUUGGCCCAUGAGAUUCAAGCCACUUCAAUCUGCAUCUCUAUUCACCAAGUUCCAACUGAACCUCAAAUCGGAGCCAUCGUUUUCCCCUUUCAACACGUUCAUCAUGGCUUCCCAAAUUCAAACCCUCUCCUCACAAACUCCAGCCACUAACGCCGAUAACGACGGCGACGACACUCUCUGCUCUUCUGUAAUUACCAAUUUGCCCUCCGAGCCAGAAGCCGCCGCUACUUUGGGCCGUCCGAUUGGGUACUUGACCGGAGAGGCCCACAUCGAGAGGGCAUGGGCACACUGGAACAGUUUGGGCCGCCCUAAACUCAUCGUCGCUCCGAUGGUGGACAACUCCGAGCUUCCUUUCCGGAUGCUCUGCCGGAAGUACGGCGCGCAAGCCGCUUACACGCCGAUGCUGCAUUCCAGAAUUUUCGGCGAAAGCGAAAAAUACCGUUCCGAGGAAUUCACCACCUGUAAGGAAGAUAGGCCGUUGUUUGUGCAAUUCUGUGCAAAUGAUCCAGAUAUUUUGCUGGAGUCGGCACGAAAGGUUGAGCCUUACUGUGACUACGUCGACAUUAAUUUCGGGUGUCCACAGCGAAUAGCAAGACGAGGAAAUUAUGGAGCUUUCCUAAUGGACAAACUCCCCCUCGUAAAAUCCCUCGUCGAAAAACUAUCCCAAAACCUAACAGUCCCCGUUUCUUGCAAAAUCCGAAUCUUCCCAGAUCUACAUGACACAAUAAACUACGCCAAAAUGCUCGAGGAAGCAGGGUGCUCUCUCCUAGCCGUGCACGGAAGAACUCGAGACGAAAAGGACGGGAAAAAAAUCCGCGCCAACUGGCAAAUAAUCAAGGCCGUGAGAGAAGCUGUCAGAAUCCCCGUUAUUGCCAACGGCAACAUAAGGUACGUAGAAGACGCGUGGCAGUGCUUGGAGGAGACAGGUACAGAAGGCGUCCUCUCUGCAGAGGCACUGCUCGAAAAUCCAGCUCUCUUUGCCGGAUAUAGAACUCCAGAGUGGGCCCCGCCUGGGGUGUGUAGGGAGGGGGAUUUGGACCAGGCUGAGCUGGCGGUGGAGUAUUUGAGGAUGUGCGAGAAGUAUCCGGUGCCUUGGAGAAUGGUUCGUUCGCACGUGCAUAAGCUGCUGGGAGAGUGGUUUAGGGUUCAUCCGAGCGUGAGGGAGGAUUUUAAUUCGCAGUAUAAGCUUACGUUUGAGUUUCUUUAUGGCUUGGUUGAUAGGCUUAGAGAGCUCGGUGUGAAGAUUCCUCUUCAUGUCAAGGAUAAUGAUUCGAUCGAGAUGUCUGCGAAUGGAAACUCGGCUUGAUUUGUAGCUUAUUUUUUUUGUGGUUAAAUUUAGUGAUGUUGUGUGAGAGUUUAAGUUCUAACAUAUUUAUUGAAGUCCCAUGAUUUUAUUAUUAAUUUUUUUUUAGGUAUUGUUUACUGUGUAGACUAUACCCCAAAGAUUUUUGUACUAGUAUGAUGAUCUUUAUAAAGUUGGGCUGUAUAACAAGGCUCAUCUUGGUCAAAUGUUUAUUUUAGAUCUUGGUUUA